CCGCGGCCCGGCUCGGCAUGAGGCUGAGCCGGGCGGCCGUGCUGGCACAGGCCAAGGCGGCCGCGCUCGACGGCGUCCGCCGCCUCAACUGCUGGGGCAGCCACCUGACGGAUAUAUCCAUAUGCCGGGAUUUACCCAACAUCGAGGUGAUCACGUUCAGCGUGAACGGCAUCUCGGACCUCGAGCCACUGCACCAGUGCCAGAACCUGAGCGAGCUGUACCUGAGGAGGAACAACAUCAGGAGCCUUGAUGAGCUGUUCUACCUGAAGACGCUGCCGCGGCUGCGGGUGCUGUGGCUGGCGGAGAACCCCUGCUGCGGGCCCGACCCGCACCGCUACCGCAUGACUGUGCUGCGCAACCUGCCCAGCCUGCAGAAGCUCGACAACCAGGCUGUGACAGAGGAGGAGCUGUCGCAGGCCCUGGUGGAUGGCGUGGAGAUCACGGCGCCGCCGGCCCGCAGCCGCCUGGAGAACGGCUGGUCCAGCACCGCGUCCAGCACCGCCGGAUCCAGCACGGAGCCCGAGAGCCAGCUGCUCAGCUGCAGCCUGGAGGAGACCAACAAAACUCAGGAUGAGCUUGAUAUGAAGCCUGUUCCCAGGGAUAAAUACUCCUCCUUUUCCCCUCAAGAGACAGACUGCAGCUGCAAGAAGAGAAACAAUGUCCUGAAUGCCAUCCUGCUUCUCAUGAAGGAACUGGAUGCAGAGGGGCUGGAGAUCAUCCAGCAGACGGUGGUGAGGAGGCUCCAGGCCUUCCAGAAGAAGGAGCUGCAGGAGGAGUGACAGCACCCAUCCCCCUUCCAACCUCCCUGGAGCCCCAGCCCUGCGGCGCUGUCCUGCCCACAUCCCUGGCUGCAGCCAAAGCCUCCGGCAUGGGAUGGGGAUGGGAUGGCAUGGGAUGGGAUGGCAUGGGAUGGGAUGGGAUGGCAUGGGAUGGGAUGCUUCUUCUCUGGAGAUUUCCUGCUUGUGCAGCAGCCUCUGACACUGUCCCCUGUGUGGCUGGGGCUCUUGGAUGGGAGCUGCAGGCAAAUCAGGAAAGCAGAAGGGAACAGGGCUGCAGCCAGAGGUGCUGUGUGAUCCGAAGGAGAGCAGAGCCUGCUGAUGGCUGGGAGGGACUCCACCCCUCAGCCAGCCUGGGGGUGCACAACACCUCUGAGGGCAGUUUGUACUGCAGAGAUCUGGUUUGGUGGAGUCUGACAGGGAGACAUUGCCUGAGAUAGUCACCAAGACCUGUCUGGUGGAGGUGGUGAAGGUCAAUGUCCAGUUAUUAAUUUCUUUUCCAGCUCCUGGCUGAUUUCCUCAGGUCCUCCCUGGUGCAUGCAGCGCCUGCCGGUCAGGCAGCCCAAAGGAAAGCUCAGAGCAGCCUAGGUGAACCAGGAAUGACUCCCACAUCCUGAAUGCUCAGCUGUACUCUCACCCCAGCAUUCCCUGCAGGCAUUAGAGCAGCUUAAAGAAACAUCCCAGUUAAAAGGCCCUGGGCAUUCUGCCUGCUUUGCACAGGCAUCAGGGGUGGGUGUUGCUCUUUCACUGAUAAAACUGUAUUUACCAAGUUUUAUAGAGUUGUUAAGAACAAACUAAACUGUUGUGACAUACCAAAUAAACCCAAUUAUCCCUCAA
Molecule: messenger RNA, 1613 nt
Organism: Serinus canaria (Common canary)
Lineage: Eukaryota; Metazoa; Chordata; Aves; Passeriformes; Fringillidae
Gene: CFAP410
Product: cilia and flagella associated protein 410
Exons: 7
Coding region: 18-779 (253 amino acids)
Biological process (GO): cytoskeleton organization
Molecular function (GO): protein binding
Source: RefSeq, a predicted model, not a curated record